AUUACCAUGAAGAUAUCUGGAUAUAUGGAAGUACAUUUAUAAAGCAAUUAAUCAUGUAAAUUUAUAGUAACAUAUGACUAGUCAGUUAUAUAUAUAUGUAUGUGAAUUCAGUAGAUAUAUUAACCAUUUCGGAGAGUUAAUAGAAGCAAAACAAGAGACAAAAAUGUUAAUCAUUUCAAACGCAGUGACGGUGAAUGAACACGAGGUGGCAGUAGAGCUCCACGAAAAUCCAGGCAGAGCUUGAGCUCGAGUAAGCCAACUGAUUCAGCAUAGAGAAUAAUCAUAUAGAGAGACAACAACAAUUUACUAACUAAAAUGGUUCUGCCUUUAGUGAAGACCUGCUGAAGAAGGUCCUUGUAAAUUACUAACACUUCUAAAUGAUAAGUAACUAUAUGGUUUAAUGUUGUUGAAUUAAAGAGCCCCAAGACAUGGACAGGGCUUAAAAAACUCUUAUAAUGGAUGGCACUAAUUAGCUAACGCUAGCUACACAGGAAGCCCUGAGUAAGUUUGUUCAUAAUCGAACGGUUCUCCGGGAAGAUGUGCUGAACAUGUGAUUAAAUUAGAUAAGUGUGUUCCUCAGCAGGCGUGUCUGUGUAAUACUCUUAUGCUGCUGGAGCGGACUGCCACUCUCUGGGCCGAAUGAGGUUGGGGUGUCCGCGCUGAGCCUCUGCAGGUAAUCCAAUCGUGUCUCCUGAGAGGCGGGCUGAGGAGGACUCGCGCUUCCUGCAGAGGCUCACGCGAGGUCAUUCAGCGCUACCUGCACUCAGGACUGGACUUGUUAGCUAAGCUACUCUCUUAGACAAACCUGGGGACAGUUGGCUGGUUUAAGCAGGUUUGCUGCUCUAUUUUGUUUGGACUGCAGUGUUUUUUCCGCUGUGUUGGGCCAAUGUAUAUAUAUUUAUUAUAUUAGUGCUUCUGGUUAACGCAGACUGUGGGCCGAGCGCUGUCCGUGGUGCUGAUGGUCACACGUUUAUAUUAGCCUAGAAAGGCCGGAAUAGAAAGGCCGGUCACUAUAACUAUUUCUGAUUGGACGAUACACUGUUAUAAACAGAAACAACAACAACAACAAAAAAACAUUAGCUCUUGAAAUGAGAUAAUUUCAAUAUAUAAUUUUUUUCUAAUUAGAAUUUUUGUUUUACUAAGCCUUGUAACUUAAGAUAAACACAAAACUUGCCGUUUAAGUUAUUCUUAUACUUGGGUCCAAAUUCAAGGUAUAAAAUCAGUGAUUUUAGCUUGAAGUCACUAAUUUUAAGACUUUGAAAUUGCUUAUUUCAAGAAAUCUUACUAUGAAAAAAAUUGCUUAACCCAUUAGCAGACUCAAUAUAAGCGUAUACGUCUCAAUUUACAUAUAUUUUGUCGAGUUUUUGCCAAUAUUUGGAAUUGUUGCAAAAAAAGUUACACUAAACAAUAGUAUUGCCAGUUAAGGAAAUGUUAAAUUACCAAUAAUAAUUAUUUAAUAAUAUAACAGCAUAAUAAUUAAAUUACCCUUAUUUCAAGUUAAGUCAAGAGGCUUUUAUUGUCAUUACAUCUUAGUACAGGUAGAGUCAACACCCAAGCUCUUCUUGCACAAACAAAACAUAAUGGGCAGUAUUGAGAUCAGGAAAAAUAUUUAAGACCAUGGCCAUUUAUAGUACAAUAAUUGAUCGAAUAAAUAUUGUGAUAGGCCUAUCCCUUCUUAUAAUGCCAGGCAGUUAUCAGAACAAUGAUUAAUGUUUCUAGUUAAAAAGUCUUUACCAUGAAAGACAUGCUCCAGCCCAUUCCCCUUCCAGAAUGUUUUAAUCUCUCCUAUCACGUUACCUCCCUUGGGAAAUCAUAGUCAAUGCGCAUGCGACCCUGUUUCUCUCAGAUCGCCCUUCCUUUAUCGUCUUAGUUUAUCAGUGGGUGAAGGUAGCUAACACACCAUGAUUUGGAACAGGUGGAUAAGCAGUAGCACUAGUUUUUGCGAACAGCUAAGGGCUACUUCAGCCCCAGUCCCUUUCCUAGCCAGUGGGAGUGUUUCCUCUGGAAAUGAGGGCCAGAAGCAACAAAGGAAGAGAACCACCGUCCUUCCAUAGCACAUGUAACCAGAAAGCCUACUUGGCCUAUUUCCAGAAAACCUGCCUGGUUCAAAUGUUUUGUACUCAUUUGUACCUUUCUUGUGUGCAUACAUACUUUAUGGACUUACGUACAGACCUUGUUGAUUAGCUUAUGGUAUGUAGAAGAAAAGUCACUGCACCUGGUUAACAAAAUAAGCAAUGCUGGACCUGCUACAGUCCCGUUGUUCUGUGCCAUUGCAACCGUAUUUAUUCUUCUUCCUGUGACUGACACUGGACCAGACUGAACUGGACUUCUACUCCAGUUUAGCCACUCUGAUUCCUUGCUGUACCCCCAACCCUGAAUGAGGGUUCAAAGGGGGUACAGCAUCUUGCCAUGGCUCAUUCGUCUGAUGAGGUGCGCAGAGAGAUGACGAAUGGGGCCCAUUCCAGCACCCAUCCCAGUGGGUCCGGGACCUCCACUUUGCCGAGGUACCUGCACAAGAAGCAGCAGCGCCAGAAAGGUGUGCGAUCUUCCUCUCCAAUGGGUAGAGUCAUCCUCAUCAAUGCACCUGUAGAUGGUGGAGAUGACAGUGAGGACAUCCAUACGAUCACUGUGGACAAGAGUGAGGAUGGCAAGCUGGGCUUCAGUGUGCGUGGAGGCUCUGAGCAUGGCCUUGGCAUCUUUGUCAGCAAGGUGGAGGACAACAGCUCUGCAGAGUUUGCUGGGCUGUGUGUUGGGGACAAGCUGGUGGAGGUGAAUGGGAUCAGUCUGGAGAGCAUCACAAUGAGCAGUGCUGUGAAGGUCCUCACAGGAAACAACCGCCUGCGCAUGGUGGUCAGACGUGUGGGGAAAGUGCCUGGCAUCCGGUAUUCCAAAGAGAAGACCACAUGGGUGGAUCUGAUCCAUCGGAGAAUGGUGGUGGAGGAGAGUGGUCGUACCCCCUCGGAAGCCAGUUCAGAUGGAGCUUUGCGCAGGAUAGUGCACCUCUAUACCACUUCAGACGACUACUGCCUGGGGUUUAACAUCCGUGGGGGCAAGGAGUUUGGGCUGGGCAUCUACGUCUCAAAGUUGGAUCCGGGUGGCUUGGCAGAGCAAAAUGGCAUUAAAAUGGGAGACCAGAUUCUGGCAGCCAAUGGAGUGAGCUUUGAAGACAUCACUCACAGCAAUGCUGUGGAAGUCCUAAAGAGUCACACCCACGUCAUGCUAACCAUCAAGGAGGCUGGCAGAUAUCCUGCAUAUAAGGAGAUGGUAGCAGAAUACAGCUGGCUCAAUAAAUUGGCUAAUGGUGGACAGCCGUCCUCCUCUCUGGGUUCGGACUCCUACUCCUCCACCUCCUCUCUCUCCUCUGGUACGCCGGUCAGCUCCCUCAGUGGUCUGUCUCAGGUCAUGUUUCCACCUGCCUUCGGCUCAGAGAUGGUGGACGUCUGCAUCUCAACUGAGGAUCGCUCUCGCAGGCCCAGCUCUGACCGGACCGAGACCGCCAUCCAGACUGACCCCCUAGAGCCUGACGCUUCACCCCGACCGGGCAGGGUCGUCUCUGUGGACACCAGUCGGACUGUUGGCGAGACCGUUCUGUUGAAGGAUACAGUGAUCCGGACUGGGAGUUUUGAUAAGAGUGGCCGGUCUCGAACGAGGACUUUUUCUGCAGGAGACAAGGAGGUUCUGGACUCUCCAAAGACUGCAGUGCUAAUGGCUCUUAGCAAGCCCCGCAAACCCAUCCGCAGAUCACAGAGCCACAUCACUGUCUCAGAGGACAAGCAGAAGAAGAAGAAACAGCAGCAGACGGAGAAGGCUGAACCUACAGGCAGUACUCUACAGCGCUCCAAGACCUUCGUCAGCCUGCUGUUUAAAAGCGGCCGCAAGAAGGACAGGUCUGCUUCUAGAGAUAGGAAAGAUGGGACAGGGACAGGGGACAGACAUCGGGGACGCUCCAAAUCGCCUACACAUAGUGAGCGGGGUAAGGAGCGAAGUCGUCCAAUCAUUAGCCUCCUGAGCUCUCCCAGGGAGACGCGAGCUGGAGUGUGGGAGCCUGCGCCCAUGCCCAGUCCUGAGACCAUGGCCAUGGUGGAGGAUAUGGCUCUUAAACUGCUGACUGAGGAUGAGGUGGCAGCAGUCAUGAGACACUGCACCAGGUUUUUGUCAGAGCGGGUGGUUGAGGACCUUGUGCGCCCCCUACUGGCCAUACUCGACAGGCCUGAGAAGCUGCUGCUGCUGAGAGAGAUCAGAAUGAUCAUCCCCCCUACGGACCUGGGCCGGUUUGACAGCAUGGUGAUGCCUUUUGAACUGGAGGCCUACGACAUUUUAAAGAACCGGUCUGUGCGUUCUCCGGCUCUGCGCUCCCCUCGUCAUGGUGGAACCCCUCGGCGCCAUCUCAUAACACCCAUUCCAGACUACAGAGGAGGUUUCCAGCUGCAGCCUGUUCAGGAUGUGGAGCGAGAUCGUCAGUUAGUAGAGGAGCUGGAGCGCCUGAGACUGGCUACUCUCCCCACAGGCCGUCUGCCCCCGCCUCGGGCCUUCACUCCUCUGCUGGAUGUACCAGUGGACAGCUACAUCUCAGGCUCUCUCCGGCCGCACUCCUUAAGCCCCUCUCGGCCCAACUGGCUGCUCAGCGAGUCCCCUCACGGCACAGAGCGCCAUGGGCGCUCCCCACAAAGACAGAGCAAUGGUUCACCCAGGACUGCACACUAUGAGGUGAACUCCUAUAGGGGUGAAACCACACAGGAGCGGGGCAGGUCACCUUACAGGAACGGCCAUGGCAAAACUGCAAAUGGAAAAGAAGCUAAAUACACAGUGAUGAGCGCACACAGGCGAAGCAGAAUGCCACUAACACAAGUGUUUGGGACAGACACUGCACAGAACACUGUGGGCAGAGAGCAGGUGAAUGGACACACUGGGUUUUCUGCAAAUGAGCAAGACAGCCUAUCAGGGAUUGAGUAUGAGCUGACCACCGUCUCCAUCUCCAAGACCAAACAGUCUCUGGGUAUCAGCAUCUCAGGCGGGAUGGAGUCCAAGGUUCAGCCGGCGGUAAAGAUUGAGAAGAUAUUUCCAGGAGGAGCUGCCUCCACUAGUGAGGUGCUGAAGGCUGGAUUUGAGCUUGUGUCGGUUGAUGGAGAAUCCCUUCAGGGAGUCACUCAUCAGCAUGCAGUGGAUGCCAUAAGACGGGCUUUCAGCAACAAGGCCAAAGACCCGAUGGAGUUUGUCGUUAAAGUUCCGAAAAAUCCAAAAGACUGAGGGGGGAAAAUAUCCUCUACUUCACUGUGUAGAACAUUUGGACAUCAAGAGCUUUGUUCUGACUGCGGUUCCCUAUAGAGGAAAGGAGGGAGAACAUGAAAAUUCUAUAUGAAACCUACAGUAUAGAACACUAAAGCUAUAGGACAGAACCAGAAGAACAGAAGAAGCAAAGCUGCCAUUGUGUACAGAGUUAAUCAGUUUGCUGAACCAGUGUACCCAAGGGUGAGGUUCCUGACAGGGCUUCCAUAGAGUGCUCCUGGCCAGUAUGUAACACCAAACCAGGUAUUUUGUAUUUCAUCAUUUGUACACCUUGUAUUAUCUUUCCACUUGUUAGUCUGUAACUGUAGCUCAGGGUCGGUUUCCACAGACAAUCAUUAUGGCACAUUCUGGAAAAAAUAAAAUAAAAAAAGAACUGAUGGCCUGUAGAAUGCCAGUGGGCAGAUGUUUGUCUGUGGUAAACUACCCCAAUACCAUUCCAUCUUUAUCAAUCCUCCAGAGUAUCAGGAUUAUAUCUGGAUAAAGCCAAGCCACGUAAAAGACAGAUACAAGUCUUGUCACUCCAGUUAUUUCAGUAGGUGUUGUAAAACACAUUUGAGCAACAUCUCUCUAAUGCUGUGUUACAUUUGAACUUUGUAUGUCAUUUAAAUUCUGAUAUUUCAAAUUGGAAUCUCCAAGUUGGAAAUUUCAACUGGAAAACCCCCACAAGUCAUAUUUCCUACUUAGAAAUUUGUACUGGACAUUAACAGUAUUACAGGAAAUCAGGAAAAAUGAUAACCUGGGACAUUAAAAUGUAGGACACAUUUUGGAUGGAUUUACAAUAAAACACCAGUAAAGGUAAAGUGUUAAAUCAGCUCCAGUGAACACCUUUUAGUCUUUAGUUAAAUGCUUUUUGAAAUUGUGUAAAUUAUUUGGAAUGCUUAACAUGAAUGCCAUCAAUUUGGUCGUGAUGUCAUUCCGAGCUACGAAUUUCGAGGUAAAUGGAUCACAGCAUAACAGACAUUUAACAACCAAAAAACACCAGACAUAAUUACCUACCUGAUCAAAAUGUGUGGAUACAUUCUGAUCAGGAUACAAUCCAGAUACUAGUCACAUGAAGUGAACAGUGUAAACCGGUGUAAGCGGGACCUAUGAUACAGAUACAGCUUCAAUAAGGCUAUGUUCAGACUGCCAGCCCAAAUCAGAUUUUAUCCAGAUUGUGUUUUUUUAUAGUUUGGAAUGAAAAAAACACAUUUGGAUGUGGUGAAAUGUGAUUACAAUCAGAUUUGUACAGAUGCAUUUCACUCCAGACACGUGUCUUUUGCAUCACUUUUUUUGCAAUAGAUAUAUUUGUGAUGUCCAAAACACACGUCCAACUUGACCACUUGCAAAUAACAGUGUGGAAAGUUGUCUCAAAACAUCUGAUUUAGGCAACUAAUCCCAUUUCCCUGCAGUCUGAACACAGCCUAAGUGCACUAUUUUUUUUUAAGAUUUUUUUUUUUCUCACUAUUUUUUUUCAAGAGUUCAAGAUUUGCUUGAACUUACUAAUGCAGCAUUCCUUCAGGCCUCAUAUAAUGUUUCUUCUCCAUGACUUCACUCUAAAUAUCUCAGUAAAAAUGAGAUGGGGAAGCUUUAUGUCUAAAUUUGGUCGUAGCUUAUGCUCCGGCCAGCGCUGAGUGAUAAGAAGCAUGUUGGCAUGGGGAUAAUCUAAGUCAUAACACCAGCACUCAUCCCGGCACGGCGAGGGAGUGAAGAGUUCCGGAGCUCUGCUGCCAGGCCUAACAGAGAUUAAACUAGGUUUCCAGAUUUACAUUCAGAUUAAUUCUCUGUAUUAUGUCAAACUCGAUGGCUUGAUUUAGUGAAUGUCUGGCAGAUUAUUACAAAUCACAGCCUAUUUCAGUCUCUCUGUUUUUUUUUGUCUCUUGAGCCAAUGCUUUAAAGCACGUGGCCAAAGUAACAAACCCAUCCAGGAUUUUGUUGAAACAAAAUACCAGGGUGGGACAUUUAUAGAGCUGAAAAGCUGAUACAAGUAUUUGAAUCUGCAUUUUGUAUAUUUUAAUUAAUUUACCUGAUUUUAAAAUGUUAUAUUCAAUAUUGGUAUAUAGAAUUGAAUUUUAAACAUGUUUCAGAAUCAGAAAAUGCAGAUAAAAAAAAUCAGAUCCACAAAUUCAAUAGUAUUUUGUUCAAAACGCAAAUUUAGGCCAGAUGUGAAACAUCUGGUAAAUGUUUUUUUUAUACUUUAUGUUUUAAUUGAUAAUAAUUUUAACUAGUUUAAAACACAAAAAUAGCAUUGUUAAAAAAUAAAUGUAUAAAUUACGCUAAUAGAUAUUUCAAGUUUAUCAAAAGUUUAUCAACAUUUACAAAUUUUCAAAGGUUCCAAUAUAUAAAAUGCAGAUUUAAAUUAUUAUAAUUAUUAUUAAUCACUUAUGCUGUCAUUUUCUAGGCCUAAAAAUGCCAUCUUUGCUUUAAACGCAUGUGGUGAGGAGACUUACAGACACAUACAGUUCACUCAUACACAACAAUGCAUGCACAAGGCUUUAUCCGUCUUGGUCUGAGUUUCCGAAGCUGUACACUUUAGGUCAUUAUGAGAUUAUGUUACAUCUUUGCUGAGUGCCUUAGCCUUCAUCUGUGCAUUAUACCAGUGCAGUAGAGCAGCAGGAUCUGAACUGCUCACAGGGGGAAGAACAGGUACUGAGUUUUUCCACUAAUAAACAUGAUUAGGCUCCACGGUUGUUCUGGAGGGGCACGUGUUUGGCAAGUGCUUUUACAGCUGAUUUUAUUACAGGAGUCCUGUGUGAGUAUUGCAUAAUAAAAAACUGAAAUAUUA
Molecule: messenger RNA, 8050 nt
Organism: Astyanax mexicanus (Mexican tetra)
Lineage: Eukaryota; Metazoa; Chordata; Actinopteri; Characiformes; Acestrorhamphidae
Gene: pdzd7a
Product: PDZ domain containing 7a
Exons: 16
Coding region: 2410-5247 (945 amino acids)
Biological process (GO): sensory perception of sound; auditory receptor cell stereocilium organization
Cellular component (GO): stereocilia ankle link complex; cilium; plasma membrane
Molecular function (GO): protein binding
Source: RefSeq, a predicted model, not a curated record